UGCCACCCUUUCGACGAGACGAGCUUACACUUCACAUUCAAGGUUCUCUUUCUGCAUAAAAUCCCGUAACGUAGUUAAUAAAUUGACAUUUUCACCGCCCGAAAACCGAGCAGGAUGUAUGCGCAUGCGUGGCACCAGCGACCGCCUUCUGGUGACGCCAGUCGUCUCCGAGCGGACUUCCGGUCUGGAGGCUGUCGCCCGGGUGUACCUUCUCUGGCUAAACCCCCAAGCCGCUUGUGAGUGAUGACGAGACACGGCAAGAACUGUACAGCUGGGGCUGUGUACACAUACUACGAGAAGAAGAAAGACACAGCUGUUUCUGGCUAUGGGACACAGUCCUUGCGUCUCAGCAAAGAUUCCAUCAAGGACUUUGAUUGUUGCUGUCUGUCCUUGCAACCCUGCAGGGAUCCUGUCAUAACACCUGAUGGUUACAUAUAUGAAAAAGAAGCAAUUCUUGAGUACAUCUUGCAUCAGAAAACUGAAAUUGCCAAAAAGAUAAAGGCUUACGAGAAGCAGAAGAAUGUGCAGAAGGUGGAGAUGGCGGAGUUGGCGAAAGCAGAGAAGGAAAGCAAGGUCAAAGUGUUUCUGGAGAAAGAGUCGACCAUUGUGAGCAAGCCCUUGAAUCCCUUCAGCUCCAAAGAAGACAAAGCCCAGGCCAGCUCCUCAACAAAAGCCAUUCAGCAAGAGAACGAGAAACAUUUACCCAGUUUCUGGAUCCCGUCACUCACCCCUGAGGCCAAAGCAUCGACCCUAAGCAAACCGGGCAAGACAAUCUACUGUCCCAUGAGUGGAAAGCCCCUGAAGAUGAAAGAUUUGAUCCCGGUGAAGUUCUUGCCAGUGGACGACAAGCUUGACCGUGUUCAGCUCAUCACAAAGCAGGAGCGCUACAUCUGCGCUGUAACCCGGGAUGCAUUGGGAAACUCUGUGCCCUGUGCAGUUCUGCGCACAUCAGGAGCUGUGGUCACCAUGGAGUGCGUGGAGAAACUGAUUAAACAGGACAUGGUGGAUCCAAUCAGUGGGGAAAAACUGACAGAGAAGGACAUCAUCCCAAUUCAGAGGGGCGGGACUGGAUUUGCAGGAUCCGGCAUCAAAUUGGAGGCAAAGGAGUCGAGGCCAGUGAUGCAGGCGUGACAGAGCCUGUGGUGCAUCCAGUUCUCCACAGAAAGUGGGUGGAAAGUCUCAUUUUGAUCGUCAUCACAAGCGCUCCUGGUACAGCUGAGCUGUCUCCACUUCCUUUUUAUUUGUCACUUAUUUAACACGACAUAAACUUUGUCUUCUCUCUCUUUCUUUUGGAAUAAAGGAACUAUAAACAUUG
Messenger RNA from Hypanus sabinus (Atlantic stingray), 1315 nucleotides. It is a transcript of the gene nosip, whose product is annotated as nitric oxide synthase interacting protein. Gene Ontology annotation, molecular function: ubiquitin protein ligase activity. Lineage: Eukaryota; Metazoa; Chordata; Chondrichthyes; Myliobatiformes; Dasyatidae. The coding region runs from base 244 to 1131 and encodes 295 amino acids. The record is from RefSeq and is a predicted model, not a curated record. Gene Ontology annotation, cellular component: nucleus. The transcript is spliced from 9 exons.